Pseudoliparis swirei is the source of this 3977-nucleotide messenger RNA. It is a transcript of the gene rasgrp3, whose product is annotated as RAS guanyl releasing protein 3 (calcium and DAG-regulated). The transcript has 19 exons. The record is from RefSeq and is a predicted model, not a curated record. NCBI's taxonomy places the organism in Eukaryota, Metazoa, Chordata, Actinopteri, Perciformes, Liparidae. The coding region runs from base 743 to 2851 and encodes 702 amino acids. Gene Ontology annotation, molecular function: guanyl-nucleotide exchange factor activity; calcium ion binding. Gene Ontology annotation, biological process: Ras protein signal transduction; positive regulation of GTPase activity. Gene Ontology annotation, cellular component: plasma membrane.
UCUAUUUAUAGACCGCGUGAGGGAGAGUGCUUGUGGAAGUUAUUGGAGACCGAGAGUUAACCUGCAGCACCAGGAGUUCAUUUGGACGACCACCGGCGAUCCCGAUGAGCGCUGGUGAUCUUGGAUUAUGAUUUCCGGGGCAGAGGUCACGUGGCAGUAACGUCUGGGUCACCGUGAGGAAGCUCAGUCCAGGGAAACCAACCAACACAGGCAGGAAAACUAUGUUGGGAAAGAAUUGAAGGAAGUCUCGCGGCCAUUCAGACAAACAACUCAGACACUGGGAUCAGUGGUGGCUGAACACACAGCAGCAGCAGGCCUCUCUCUCUCUCUCUCUCUCUCUCUGGCUGAGGCUAACAAAGGGCUUUGGAAUGAUAGAGGGCCAUCUGAGGAAAGAGCGAGGAGACACCAGGACCGCUAUGCUGCGUUCAGGAGCAGCCUUUCGGACCCUGCCGGAUUUGGGUUUUGCUGUGGAUUUGAACGGGCAGAGAGUGGACCCCUACGUGAUGCUGGAAAGGACCCACGUGGUCUGCUGGUAAACUGUCGGCCGGUUGAAAGUCUCACUUGAGGGUGGCGGGGCGCUGGAGCCGAUCCCAGCUGACACAGGGCGAAGGCAGGGGACACCCUGGACAGGCUGCCAGUCCAUCCAGGCACAUUUACCUUUACCUUAAACCUGGAAAACCCUGAUUGGUCCAGAGCAGUGAGCAGAAAGAGUUGACCUCUGCCCUUCCUCCAGCGUGGCACUAUGGGAUCAUCCACAUUGGGAAAGGCAGCAUCUCUUGAUGCUCUCUUAAAUGAAUGCAUUCAUGAAUUUGAUGACAAUGGGGAUCUGAAGGCCAACCCGCUUCCUCGCACGCUGCUGCUGAUGCAUCGCUGGUACCUUAAAUCUUCAGAACUAGCGGGAAAACUACUGAUGAAGUACCGUGACAGCAAAGAUGACACCUUCCAGAGAACCAGGCUGAAGAUUUGUUAUCUAAUGAGGUACUGGAUUGUGACAUUCCCUGCAGAGUUCAACCUGGACAUGGGUCUGAUCCGGAUAACAGAGGAGUUCAGAGAUGUGGCUGCUCAGCUGUCCUGUGAGGAGCAUUUCAAGCUCCUCGACAUCUCCACUAUUCCGUCAUACGACUGGAUGCGUAAACUGACCCAGCGCAAGAAGCAGGCUAAGAAAGGCAAGGCCUCACUGCUGUUUGACCACCUGGAGCCAAUGGAGCUGGCCGAGCAUCUCACCUUCCUGGAGUUCAAGUCUAUACGAAGGAUAUCGUUCACUGAUUACCAGAGCUACGUGAUCCACAGCUGCCUGGUGGACAACCCGACUCUGGAGCGCUCCAUUGCUCUGUUCAACGGAGUCUCGCAGUGGGUCCAGCUCAUGGUGCUCAGCAAGCUGACGCCUCAGACCCGUGCAGAGGUUAUUAGCAAAUACAUCCAUGUGGCUCAGAAACUCCUGCAGCUGCAGAACUUCAACACUCUGAUGGCAGUGGUGGGGGGGCUGAGCCACAGCUCCAUUUCUCGACUAAAGGAGACUCUCUCUUAUCUGGCUCCAGAAGUUGUAAAGAUCUGGAGUGAGAUGACUGAGUUGGUCUCUUCCAACAACAACUACUCCUGUUACCGAAAGGCCUUCAAUGAAUGCCAGGGCUUCAAAAUCCCCAUCCUGGGUGUGCACCUGAAGGACCUGAUCGCAGUGCACGUCGUCUUUUCCGACUGGAUCCACGACAGUAAUCAGGUGAACCUGGUGAAGAUGCAUCAGCUCUACAUGACCUUCAAUGAGUUGGUUUCAUUGCAGAGUGCAGUGGCCCAGGUGGAGCCCAACAUGGACCUCAUCUACCUGUUAACGCUUUCUUUAGACCUCUACUACACCGAAGACGAGAUUUAUGAACUGUCAUUGCUGAAGGAACCACGUAACCCCAAAUCAUUGCCUACCUCUCCAACAACUCCCAACAAGUCCUUGGUCCCACUGGACUGGGCCUCCGGUGUCACCACCAAACCAGACCCCUCUGUGGUCAAUAAACACAUCAGGAAGGUGGUGGACUCUGUGUUCAGGAAUUAUGACCAUGACCAAGAUGGCUAUAUUUCUCAAGAGGACUUUGAGAGCAUCGCUGCUAAUUUUCCCUUCCUGGACUCCUUUUGCGUGUUGGACAAAGAUCAAGAUGGAUUGAUCAGCAAGGCUGAGAUGAUUGCAUACUUCCUGCGGGCCAACCCACUGCUCCAGAGUAAAAUGGGUCCAGGUUUCAUCCACAACUUCCAGGAGAUGACGUACCUGAAGCCCACCUUCUGUGAACAUUGUGCUGGUUUUCUCUGGGGAAUCAUCAAACAGGGCUACAAGUGCAAAGACUGCGGCGUUAACUGUCACAAACAAUGUCGGGAGCUGCUGGUUCUGGCCUGUCGGAAGCUGAUCCGCUCCAGCUCUCUGGGCAACGUUUCUCCAGCCAGACUGACCCACAGCUCUCUGCCCAGCAGCCCGGCACUGCCCACCUGUCAAGAUGAGGAUGAGGUGUUUGAGUUCCCAGCUGUCACUUCAGCUGAUCCAGCUGUGGAGACUCAGUCCAUCCCCUUGAUGGCCGGCUCCACCCAGAGGAUCUCUGUGCGCCUGCAGAGGGCCACCGCCAGCCAGGCCAGCCAGACUGAGCCCCUGUGGCCUGAGCACAGCUGGGGGGCCACAGAUGGCGGCUCCCACACCUUCCCCAAAAUGAAAUACAGGACUCACAGAAAAUCCUCUAAAAAUAAAGGUCGCGCCCGCUGGGAAAAUCCGAAUGACCAGGCCGUCUCCUCGCGGUGCGGCGUGGACCCUCAGGGGAAGUCACAGGUCUCAGGAGAACCUGUACAGAACGGGACGGCACACAGAGGGAAGGACAGCUGACUUGGUCACGUUGAUGAGGAUCAGUCCCGGGGGUCCAGAAAGCCCCUUACGGUCGGGACCAGGAAGCUCUUCUGUCUGGGGGAUGUGCUGGGCUGCCUGAGGUCCCCCUUCAGUGACCUGGAGUUCUCGUGUCCUCUGUAGCCUUCAGGCACCGGCUGAGCUACAUGUGGACAUCGUGUGGUGUUCUCUGGGAGAACAAAGAGGAAGCAGAGGAGCUCCGGGGGCGUGAGGGACGAAGGGCCACUGUGAAUCCCGUGGAGGAAGCGCUGCAUCCUGAGCAGGCUCGUCGGCUGGGGAUCAGUGAGGAGUACGAAGAGGUCGCAGUUUGAUUCAGGAUGCGCGCGCGUUACGUCGACUUGAAGAACUCUUUUCUUAUUUUUUUAAAAACCGAACAAAAGUGUGUGACCAAAGCCAGCCACCGGGCUUUAAAUGUCAGGCUGGGACAGCAAGAGACUGAUCUGAGGAAAGACGCAAGCAAGUUCUCCCCCGUUACUUCCCGGGUGGGAAUGAGUGUGUCGAUAUUUUAAUGGUUUGAUGCAAAAAAAGGGAACGUUUAAAUGAAUGUAAAGGGGUAACCAUAACCCGACAUAUGGAGCGUUGAUGGGCGAUACUCUGGAUUCUGUUAAAUUAUAUUUUUGAGUGUUCAUUGCCAAUGUUUUUUUAAUUUAUUCCUACAAUACCUGCACUUGACAUUCUACUGUAUCAUGGUUUAAAGGUGCUACGUUUAUAACGCUAUGUGAAGACUUGGCUUAGGGGAGUAAUGGCAUCCUAGUUUUCUGAUAACACCGUUGUCGUGGAAGCACCAACCUCUCAGGUGAACGCUGUUAGCGCGGUUAGCACGUUUAUCACAGCUUCUACUGUAAGCGCUGGUAGCACCGUGAGCCUUCGGCCAUGUUGAGAACCAUUGUGAGUCAAUCAAAAUGCUCCCAAUCUCGUAUUUUGCACAUUUUGAACCUUCCCGUUGUCUUAAGAGUCAAACUUUUUUUUCCCCGUAUGGCAAUUGUGAACUUCCUGGCUUGACACGAUUGUGAGAAAAAGUGUGUCACCGUCAUGAACUAUGGGAGAAACAAAAAGAGGAAAAUCGAAUAAAUUACAACACACAUUGUUGUCUAUAUUGUGAUCACAA